AUGAACGGUACUAGCAACUAUGAUACCCAGCAAAAUGACAAAAGAUACGUUACACAGCGGCGUACUGUUGACAUGAGCUCGCCUUACGACAAAUUAUACUAUUUAAAAAGACACGGACUCCCGCUACCUUUUAUUGAGCCCGAAACGAGCUAUACCACGAACAUACUACCUGCAGAUGCGUACCUGCACAACAGACGGGUGAUUAAUGCACCCACCAAAUUUACACAUCUGAGCUCGAACAAAGUAAAACAUGUUAUUCCUGCGCUGGAAUGGACACCCGAAGGUCGUCGAUUGGUUGUUGCAACAUAUAGCGGUGAGUUUUCUCUUUGGAACGGAUCGACUUUCAAUUUUGAGAGCAUCAUGCAAGCUCACGAUAGUGCAGUUGCUGUCAUGAAAUACUCUCACGCUGGGGAUUGGCUGAUCAGUGGUGACUCUAACGGCACAAUUAAAAUAUGGCAGCCAAACUUUAAUAUGGUUAAAGUACUAGACGAAGCUCAUACUCAGUGUAUAAGGGGCAUCUCCUUCAGUGGCACAGACUCUAAAUUUGUGACAUGCUCCGAUGACAACAUUCUGAAAAUUUGGAACUUCAGUAAUGGUCAACAAGAGAGCACGCUUUCAGGUCAUCACUGGGACGUGCGUAGUUGUGAUUGGCAUCCCACCAUGGGGCUCAUUGCAUCCGGGUCCAAGGACAAUCUGAUCAAGCUUUGGGAUCCCAGGUCUGGCCAAUGCAUAAGCACCAUUCUAGGUUGCAAACACACUAUCAUCAGUACCAAAUUUCAGCCUGCCAAGGGAAACAUGCUGGCCGUGAUAUCUAAGGAUAAAAGUUGUCGAGUUUUUGACAUUCGACAGAAUAUGAAAGAGAUGGUGGUCUAUCGAGAUGACUCAGAUUACAUGUCUUUGACGUGGCAUCCUGUUAAUGAAUCUGUCUUUACAGUGGGCUGCUAUGAUGGUUCUAUGAAGCAUUUCGACCUUCUUCAGGAGCCACAAGAUUCAAUGUCAGGAUACUUUCACAACAUUCCAUACGCUCACGAUAAAUGUAUUACGUCUUUGGCUUAUAAUCCAGUGGGGCAUAUCCUAGCCAGUGCAUCAAAGGACCGAACAAUACGCUUCUGGACAAGAGCUAGACCCGUUGACCCUAACGCAUUCGACGAUCCUACCUACAAUAACAAGAAGGUUAACGCAUGGUAUUUCGGCAUCAAUAACAACAUUAACGCAAUCAGGCCAAAAACUGAAGACGGUAUAGCAUUGCCUCCGGCAGGCAACGAUUUUAUGGGCUCGGUGAAUAAUACCAACGUCAAUCCCGGAAUAAGGGUUCAAUCACCAGCGUCUUCAGGUCUACCGGGCCUUAACUUUUGA
Messenger RNA from Lachancea meyersii CBS 8951, 1356 nucleotides. The record is from the annotation of a GenBank genome assembly. NCBI's taxonomy places the organism in Eukaryota, Fungi, Ascomycota, Saccharomycetes, Saccharomycetales, Saccharomycetaceae.